GUAAACACAAAACUUUUUAGUUUUUUAUUUAUAAUCUCUUUUCAAGAAUUUCUAUCCAUUCUCUUUAUUAGAGGAGAAGAAGAUUUACUUUCAUUGGUGAUCAAUAAUCAAACUCAAAACAAACAACAAACGACACAAGCCUACUCUGCAUCAGCGGUUCCUAAGUUCUUCUCCUUCUCCGAUUGUUUACAAGUGCAGGCUUUAGGACUCAUUGCUGACUUUGUGGAUCGUGAAUAGUGGUUAAUGCUGUAGUACAAGGCUGUAUUUUCUUCAAGAUUUGUUAGACUGGAUUAUUUGUUACAUUCUUUGGAGUUUGAGGACUUGGAUUGUAUAAGAUUUUCUCCAACAAAAUUUCAAAAUCUUUCACAUGAAAAAAGCUGAUUAGUGUCAUCAGGAUUCAGAAGCUACAAGUAAGGCAAUAAUAUUCAGAGUUUGUUCGCUGGUACAGAAAAGAUGACAGAUAUGAAAGGGAGCACAUCCGCUGACACGGAUAUCCGUGCACUGCGCAAGGAAUGGGAUGAGGCUUCAUGCCCAAUCUGCAUGGACCAUCCACAUAAUGCUGUUCUCCUUAUCUGCAGCUCUCAUGACAAGGGCUGCAGGUCUUACAUCUGCGACACCAGUUACAGGCACUCAAAUUGUUUGGAUCGGUUUAAAAAGUAGAGUUGAUACUAGAAACAACUCUUCAGAAUCCAGAUCAUCAUUCCCCGAAAAUUCAGACAGCCUAAUACUUGGUCUGAGGCCUCGUCGUGGACAUAGUUCUGAACCUAGCUUUGAGGGUUCGAGAAUGAGGAAUGGCUUGGCAGAUGAAGUUCAUGAACAUUAUAGUUCAGAUGAAAAUAAUGAAGGAACUUCAGCUGCCUCACUAGAAGCACUAGCAAGUAGAAGUGAAGAGCCAAAUAGGAAUAUAGAAACCCGAGAUGAUGACAUUGUAGAGAUGGGUCCACCUGAGACAUCAAGGGAGAGGAGUGGUUGUGAAGAGGGGAAUUUAUCAGACCUAGGCAUGAACUUGAAAUGUCCCUUGUGCCGAGGGGCUGUACGAGGCUGGAAAAUUGUAAAGGAGGCUAGACAGUAUCUUGACCUGAAACGAAGGGGCUGCUCUCGAGAGUCCUGCUCAUUCUUUGGAAACUACAGGGAACUUCGGAGGCAUGCCAGGAGGGUUCACCCAACAACACGACCUGCUGAUGUUGACCCAUCAAGACAACGCGCUUGGCGACACCUUGAGCAUCAGCGAGAAUAUGGUGACAUUGUAAGCGCCAUUCGUUCGGCUAUGCCAGGAGCCGUUGUUCUUGGGGAUUAUGUUAUUGAGAGUGGAGAUGGACAUUCUUUGGACAGGGAAAGCAGCGCAAGUGAAGGUCCAUGGUGGACCACGUUCUUCCUAUUUCAGAUGUUCGCCCCAGUCGAAGAACAAAGGGGCCUGGUAAGGGCUUGGAAUAGUCAUCGUCGCUCAUCUGGAUCACUAUCCAGUCACCGUAAUCUGUGGGGUGAAAACCUCUUGGGUCUGCAUGAUGAUGAAGAUGACUGGAAUGUGGCAAGUGACACUGGUGAAGAUGUUCCCCCAGUACCAAGGAGGCGUAGGAGGCUCACGCGAUCCAGGCCAAAUGAAGAUCAAUUGUGACAGUCAGAGCCCAGUUCUGAAUUUCCUGAAAAAUAAUGGAAGGUUAUGAUGAUUCCACCAAGCCUGAUGAAGAGCUGUGUUUUCAAAUAUCAAACAGCCUAUGUUGGUUAGAAGAAUUAGAAACUAUUGAUUUCAAUACAUGAGACUUUGUAAAAAUAUUGGGUUUAGGUUCUUUUCUUG
Molecule: messenger RNA, 1795 nt
Organism: Telopea speciosissima
Lineage: Eukaryota; Viridiplantae; Streptophyta; Magnoliopsida; Proteales; Proteaceae
Exons: 4
Coding region: 518-1615 (365 amino acids)
Source: RefSeq, a predicted model, not a curated record